Molecule: messenger RNA, 2972 nt
Organism: Paramisgurnus dabryanus
Lineage: Eukaryota; Metazoa; Chordata; Actinopteri; Cypriniformes; Cobitidae
Product: tripartite motif-containing protein 16-like
Molecular function (GO): zinc ion binding; protein binding
Source: RefSeq, a predicted model, not a curated record
UUCAACAGGACUUUGAGAAUGUUUUUAGAAAAUGGUUCCCUCUGGAUUCAGCCAUUUGAAGGCUGUUUACAGCUACCUUUAGUUAGGAUUUGACAUCAUCCUUACAGUGCUAUCAAUAUAAUGAUCAUGGCUUUGAUUGAAGGAAAUUCUUGAACUGAAGAUAAAUACUGUGGUAUACAAUGAAGGUAUGGUGAUGAAGGCUCUUCUAUAAUUUAUGUUGCUGUCUUGCCCCCUUUUGACAAUCUACUAACAUCCGACCUAUGACACUUUGACCCGGAUUCACAAAAACAAGGCUUCAGCAAACUCCAGACUAAAAUACAUGUUUGUGCUGUCUUAACUGAAAACAACUCACACUGACUGAUCUUAAAAUAUUUCAGUGCCAUUGUUUUGUGUCAUACUGCUGCACUACUUUUUUUUUGAGACACAUUUAAACUAAAAGCUUUAAUGUCAUCAUUUAACUAAAGCUUAAUCUCUGUCUGUAAAACCAUGUCUUUUUAAAUAUUAUAGGGAACCUAUGUUUGUUUUAAUGUAUUCCUUUUAAAAUUUGUAUAAUCAAUUAUCUGUUGAUUAAAGGUAUAUUUACUUUUUUCUAUUUCAUAUGUGAAUUGUAUGUGUAAAUAUCUCACCACUUGAGGACAAACACUCGUACUGGCUUGGAUGCUAAUCUGUUAUUCUCUUAAAGAAUUAAUAAACCCCAAAAAUGUAUUCUUAAAUCAAGGCAGAGCAUUUUUACACUGUUAUUCAGAUUGUGACUUUCUGUGUGAGACUGACAUCUAGUGGACUUGUUUAUUACAUGACUGACAUUUUGCACACGUUUCAUAAACUCAACCAGGAAAUUCUUGAGUUCAAGGAAACUGAAACUGUUGGGCUGUUGUUUGUUUCGUCUUCUUUCUGUGAGUACAUACAGUAAAAUGGCAGAAGCCAGUAUUUCAGUGGUUCAGGAUCAGUUCAUCUGUUCAAUCUGUCUGGAUCUACUGAAGGAUCCAGUGACCAUUCCCUGUGGACACAGUUACUGUAUGAGCUGUAUUACAGACUGCUGGGAUCAGAAGAGAGACUACAGCUGCCCUCAGUGCAGACAGACCUUCACUACAAGACCUGUUUUAAAUAAAAAUGUGGUGAUUACCGAGAUGGUGGAGAUACUGAAGAAGACAAAACUACAAGCUGCUCGUCCUGAUCACUGUUAUGUUGAAGCUGGAGAUGUGGAGUGUGACGUCUGUACUGAGAGAAAACACAAAGCUGUCAAGUCCUGUCUGGUGUGUCUGAACUCUUACUGUCAAAAUCAUUUUAAACUUCAUGAAGAACUUCACUCAGGAAAGAGACACAAAGUGACAGACGCCACUGGACGACUUCAGCAGAUGAUCUGCCCUCAACAUGAGAAACCUUUAGAGAUUUACUGUAAAACUGAUCAGCUCUGUAUAUGUUAUCUGUGUAUGGUGGGGAAGCACAAAAAUCACAACACUAUACCAGCUAAAGAAGAGAGGACCGAGAAACAGAAAGAACUGAAGGAGACACAGAGAAAAUACCAGCAGAGAAUCCAGGAGAGUCAGAAGAAGCUUCAGGAGCUGAGAGAUGCUGUGGAGACUCAUAAGCGCUCUGCACAGACAGCAGUGGACGACACUGAGAGGAUCUUUACUCAACUGAUCCAAACCAUUGAGAGAAGACGAUCUGAGGUGACACAACUGAUCAGAGAUCAGGAAAAGACUGCAGUGAGUGAAGCUGAAGGACUCUUGAAGCGACUGGAGCAGGAGAUUGAUGAUCUGAGGAGGAGAGACGCUGAGCUGGAGCAGCUUUCACACACAGAUGAUCACAUCCAUUUCCUCCAGAGUUUUCAGUCUCUCUCUGUUCCUCCUGGAUCUUCAGACUCACUCAGCAUCACUGUCAGCUCUCUCAUCUCUUUUGAUGAUGUAGGAAAAUCUGUGUCUCAUCUGAGAGAGAAACUGAAGGAUUUCUGUAGAGAAGAGAUAGAAAAUAUAUUUGAUAAAAGUAAAGCACCUGAACCUGAGACCAGGGAGCAGUUCCUAAAAUAUUAUCAUCACUUCACUGCAGAUCCAAACACAGCACAUAAACGUCUCUGUCUGUCUGAGGGGAACAGAGUGAUUACUAACACUGACACAGAGCAGCCGUAUCCUCAUCAUCCAGACAGAUUUGAUGUUUAUUUUCAGGUGUUGUGUAGUGAGAGUUUGAGUGGACGCUGUUACUGGGAGGUUGAGUGGAGUGGAAAUGUGCGCAUAUCAGUGUCAUAUAAGAGCAUCAACAGGAAGGGAGGGGGUAAUGAGUGUUUGUUUGGACGUAAUGAUCAGUCCUGGAGUUUGCGCUGCUGUGGCUCCAGUUGUUUAUUCAGGCACAAUAACAUUGAGACUAAACUCCCAGUAGUGUUCAGAUCUUCUAGAAUAGGAGUUUAUGUGGAUCACAGUUCAGGAUCUCUGUCCUUCUACAGCGUCUCUGACACAAUGACCCUCAUCCACAGAGUCAACACCACAUUCACUAAACCUCUCUAUCCUGGGUUUUAUGUUUAUCUUGGAUCAGUAAAACUGUGUGAUCUAACAAUAUAGAUGAUACAGAGAGUCUACAAAUGAUUUUGUCAUAUUAAAAGUCUGAACAUGAUGAAUCAACAACAAAGAAAUAAUAAGUCUUUACUUUACUAAUCAGCAAUUUUAAAUAACUGAUUGUAAUGUUAUAUUUUAAUAAUUGUAUUUUGUCUUGUCAAACAGAGGUAGCUGUACAGUAGUUAUUCACAGUUAAUAUUAUUAAUCUACAGCCGUGUAUUAUUUUAUGUGCACAAACCACUAUGAAAUAAAAUGUUAUACAAGCCACUAAAAUGUAUGAGUCUGAAUUUAAUUUAAUUUAAUUAAUCUUAAUUUACUUUAAGACAAACAUUUAAUACAUUUAAUUUGAGAUUACUUUAAUCCAAAAUGCACAAUGGUGAAUAUACAACGGUGCAUUUAUACUAAACAUUUCUAACAAUAUGUUUA